UUAAACCCUAAUCUCUAUCUCUCUCUCUCUCUCUUCCCCCAAGUCUCUCAAUGACCACCGCAGUUUCGCCGCCGCCGCAGGAGCAGACGGAGCAGCAACUUGUUCCCGCUUCGCAGACUUCAAGAGUGAGUCCCUAUACGGUGGGUAGCGCCCUCAAUGGUCUUACCAAGUGGAGAAGCGAGAAAUCAAAGACAGAGAAGCCUCAACUUCUAGAGCAAGACGAGCUCGUCUACCUAAUCGCUUCUCUGAAGAAGAUUCCACAGACAAGCCGUACGAAUGCUUACCGUAUCCCUUUACCUCAUCCUCUUAUCAACCCGACGGAAGAUUCGCCGGAGCUUUGUCUCAUCAUCGACGACAGACCUAAAAGUGGUCUCACCAAAGCUGAUGUGAUGAAGAAGAUCAAAUCUGAGAAUAUUCCGAUCACUAAGGUUAUUAAGCUUUCGAAGCUGAAGACUGAUUACAAGGCGUUCGAAGCGAAGAGGAAACUCUGCGACUCUUACGACAUGUUUUUCGCUGAUCGGAGGAUCAUUCCUCUGCUUCCGAGGGUGAUUGGGAAGAAGUUCUUUACGAGCAAGAAGAUUCCGGUGGCGAUUGAUUUGAAGCACAAGAACUGGAAACAGCAGAUAGAGAAAGCUUGUGGAUCUGCUAUGUUCUUCAUUAGGACUGGGACGUGUAGUGUCAUUAAGGUUGGGAAAUUGUCUAUGGAACUUAACGAAAUUAUUGAGAAUGUGAUGGCGACAUUGAAUGGAGUAGUUGAGUUAUUGCCUAAUAAGUGGAAAUACGUUAGGUCUUUGCAUUUGAAGUUGUCUGAGAGUUUAGCAUUGCCUAUAUAUCAGUCUGUACCUGAUUUGAAGCUCAAAAUCGAUGCUUUUGCAACCGGAAAGAGUGUUGUUAAGGAGGAGAAGGAAGGUGAAGUUGAAGCUGCUGAUGGUGGAGAGAAGAGUGUUACAGGGAAGGGAAAGAAGAAGAAAGGUAGGAUUCAUGAGGUUAGAUAUAUGGAUAGUAAUGUAGCUGAGGUGCUUGAUGAGGAUGAGAUUGGUGGUGAUGAGGAUAAUAAUGUGAUUGUUGAGUCUGAGGAAAAGGAGGAGAAGAAGAUGAAGAAGAGGAAGGAGGAGGUAAGUGAGGUUGCAGAGAGUGUGAAGCCGAUGAAGAAAGCUGCCAAAGGGAAGUUGAAACCCGAUGUUGAGAAGGGGAUGAUGAAAUCAGAUGUUGUGAAGAGUAAGGAUGGGUUAAAGGCGAAAAAGACCACAAAGAUUGCAAAGGACGAGUCUGGAGGUGGAUUGAAGCCGAAGAGGAAGAAGAGUGUGCUUAGAAAAUGAGGCAAAGGAAGAUCUUGAGUGUUUGCUUUUUUAAAUUGAGUAAGAUUUAUGUUUUAUUUUCUAUCGUAGUUCUUAUUACAUUUUUGAGCCCUUUCAUAUCGUGUACUACUACUAUGAAACAUCGAACUGGUGAAUGUGGUUUGAUGCUUUUGUGGAGGAAACAUACUGCUAUGCACCUUUUAAUGUUUUUCUUUUUAAACAAAGACUAUUUAUUAA
Molecule: messenger RNA, 1535 nt
Organism: Arabidopsis lyrata subsp. lyrata
Lineage: Eukaryota; Viridiplantae; Streptophyta; Magnoliopsida; Brassicales; Brassicaceae
Product: ribosomal L1 domain-containing protein 1
Exons: 1
Coding region: 51-1319 (422 amino acids)
Cellular component (GO): 90S preribosome
Source: RefSeq, a predicted model, not a curated record